AUGAGAUUUAAUAGAAAUGCUACUGCUCUCCGCCCUGGGAUUUUCGCCAUACGAUUUGUGCUCAAAGCAAUGACAAAUCCUCACGAAGAAGCUAAAACCCAGCAAAAUACUGACGAAGACCCUGCUGAAGAGCAUGCGAUCCAGCAAGCUCCUGUCAAAGCACCAACCGCCACGAAGAAACAAGGUGAACGCAAGAAGAAAAACAAACGACAAAGGGUGGAAAAAGAACAAGACGAUACCAACAACAAAGGUUCAGAUACCAAUGAUGACGACGAUGACAGGGAACAUGAUGCAGAUUUCAUUCCUACAGACGGCGAUGAUGCCGAAGAGCAUGACAACGACGCAGAACAUGACGACGAUAACAAAUCAGGACAGAAGGACAGAAAGAGGAGAAAGACAAGCGGAAAAGAAUUGGCAGCACCAACAGUUGAUGAAGAACAACAAGAAACAAACGAAGAGAAAUGCCAAAUCAAGGCAGGGGCAGCAUUCGCUCAUGUCAAGAAAGCAUGGAAUUUACUCAAAGACCGUCACAAGCAAGAUAUUAGGACGGCAGGAUUUGGCAGCAUAGAGAACUGCAAAAUAACAGGCUCCAUCUGCAGACCACUUGCAGCACACAUCUACGACAACCUGGACACAGAAAGCAUGACAAUAACCUUCGGUGAUGGUACCGAAGACAAGAAAAUCAAGAUUACCAAGGAAGCUAUACACAAGGUGUUUGGAUACCCAAACGGCACGGAAAAGUCAGCACCAAGGCCAGCGAAGAGCCCAACUUCAAUGAAAGAACUGAUGUCAGACCUUGGCUUCAAACAUACAGAUUUCAAGCCAAAAGAACUGUUCACGGAGCUAAAAAAAUUGGUGGAACUAGAUGACGAACAGUCAAACAGGAAACCAGUUAAAAUAUUUUUCCUUAUUUUUUUCCACAACGUUGUCUGCGGGUCAAGCGCCGCUAUCUUCGCCCGACAAGCUAUAAUGGUAGAGGACAUGGACUAUCCAGAGAUGGCAAAGAUGGAUUUCUGCGAGGUAAUCGUCGAAUGUAUUAAGGAAGGAGCCAAGAUAUGGCAGAAACACAGAAAUUUGCCUCAGGAAGAAAAGAACAAAAAGCAUGUCAAUGGUUUGGCACAGGGGCCAGUAAUCAUGUACCUCGACUCCCUGCUGCUGCCAACUGACACAAAAGAAAUGCGGAAGAUUGCAAAGACAAUGGACAAGACCUCAUUACCACGAGCAAACCAUCUCAAAGAGAGUGACCUAGCAAAAAUAGCUAGAGCAGACAUGAAAAGGGACGGAAAAGCACGACCAGAUGACUAUGAAUUUGGCAAAAUACAGGAACGUACCAAUAGCACGCCAGGCCAAGAUGAACUCCAACAGCAGGAUGGUGUCAACAACCCCAAAAACACGAAUGACCGGAACAAACAAAGCAACCUCACAACAGACAAUGCUACAACAACAACUACCCCAACACAAGCACAAGAUACGAUCGACGUCAGAACCUGUGAAGAGGCUCAGCUGAAGAACAAUCAAGUCAGCAGCCCCGCCAACCAAAUGCAAGAGGCUAACCCACAAUCAACCAUUAGCAUAACAAACGACAAAGAAGAAGAAAACAACAAAGAGGAGAUCACCACCACGAGUACAAAGGAGAAAGCCCAAGACAUCCCAGCCGAUGAGAAACAAGAGACUAUUAUACCUGACAAACAAACAGUAGAUGCAGGCACGAAUAACCCAGUCAUCAACACGGAGGAAACAAACGAGUACGCUGAUCUCGAAGAUCAAGAACUUCAAACAACAACAUCUGAAGAGGAAGAGGAAGCAAGCAAAAGCACUGGCAUAGACAUUCAACAAGAAAAACUAGAGGACAACACGAGACAAGGAGAAGCCGUAGUACAAGCAGUAGACAGUCUUGCAACUCCAGAGAUAGAGAGAGAGGAGACCAAUGAGCAAAAGGAGGGCACUGAGGAAGGGAAACAUGUUCUUCAAAAGGCAGACAUCAACAAACACGAAGAAGGCGACCACGGAGAUAUAAGCAAUGAAGCAGACACACACAUUGUUCCAGAGAAAGAAGCAGAAACCAUCGAAGAAAACCCUACAACGUCGUACGAUGCCAAUUCCCCUGACAGAGAGGUCAGUGCCAACCAGGUCGAGACUGAAAAACAAGACGGAAAAGACCACCAGCAAGACACGACGGCUGACAAGGAAAAACAUGAUGCUAAGAAAGACACAGACGACUCAAAUGAGGAUGGAGCAGAAACUGAACAAAAGGGUACAACACAAAAAGAAGAACAUAACAUACCGCAAGAAGCAGAAGGAGAACAAGAAAGGAACAACACUGGACAUGACAUAUCUUCUAGCAUCGAAGCAGGCACAAUGGAGAAAGGGGACAAAGAUAGUGAUUCCGUCAACAAAGCCAUCGAAGACCUGUGCAACGGUGUAUGCAAGCCAUGGACACAGAGAGAAAUGGAUGAGCUUUUCAUUACAACGAACAAGUUUGAUGUAAAUCUAGGCCAUGUCGCCGAAAGUUUCAAGGUCGGCAAAUCAGUACGCACCGAAGCAAUCGAGCCCAUGCUAACAAUCUUGAGAAAACAACUAAAUGGCCCAGGGAGAAAGAUUCUGUCGUUAAGCAACACUCGUCCCCCGGGGUGCGCGCGAAGCUCUGCCGGCGUCGCCGGUACGCCCUGCGUGGGGAAUCCAUCCGCGGAGAUCCUCCACGGCCGCGGCAGCUUCGCCGCCGGCGACACGUAG
Aegilops tauschii subsp. strangulata is the source of this 2733-nucleotide messenger RNA. NCBI's taxonomy places the organism in Eukaryota, Viridiplantae, Streptophyta, Magnoliopsida, Poales, Poaceae. The record is from RefSeq and is a predicted model, not a curated record.